Molecule: messenger RNA, 234 nt
Organism: Melampsora larici-populina 98AG31
Lineage: Eukaryota; Fungi; Basidiomycota; Pucciniomycetes; Pucciniales; Melampsoraceae
Exons: 1
Coding region: 1-234 (77 amino acids)
Source: RefSeq, a predicted model, not a curated record
AUGUGCAUCAAUCCAACAAAUGGCGGUGCUGCUGGAGGAAUUGAUGAAUUACUUGUGAUGUUCUUUAGUAUUGAAUUGAUAAGAGUUAUACAAGCUUUACAAAAAGCAGCUUCUAUUCAUGGUAAUUUAAAAAUUGAAAAUUGCUUAGUAAGAUUACAAAGUGUACCAGAAGGAAGUAAAUCAUGGUCAUCAAUUUAUAAUUUUUAUUUUCAGAAGGGAUGCAAAUCUAAAUGA